UUGUGCGGAUGCGAGUCUCUAUUUGCGGUGGCCUGGUUACACUCCAUACCAAAAGGGCUGCAGAAGAAGAUGGAUGAACCGGGAGCCGAUGUGGAGGAGUGUGUCCCUGUCAUUCAGGCCCAAAAGCGACUGGAUGAACCCUACCCCUCUCACCUGGAGGUUGCCGUAGAUAAAGACAAGCUGAAGAGGCAGGAGAUGGAGACGAACCUUCUUCAUCAGCAGCUGAAAGGGGCUGAUGAAGAGCAGAAAAAGGCGGUUUUGAAAGCACGGGAGCAGAAAGAAACCUUAACCAUUUUUAAACAAAAGUACACUGCAGCAAUAGAAAAAGUGCAUAAGGUGCAAGGGCAAGUGGAAUUCUUAGAAGAGGAGCUACGGUAUUCACAGAAAAAGCUCAAAGAGUCACAGUUAGAAACUCAUUCGGUCCAGGAAGAGUUAGCCGAGCUGGAGAGGCGAUACGGGGAAAAGGUUAGCCAUUGGGAGAGCUCGCAGGAGGCUCUCGACCAGUUGACAGAUGAGCUGCAGGCCUAUCAGAGCGAACUGGGAGAGAGCCAGCGAGAAAAGGACCAUUUCAAGAUCAUGAUGGGAUCCCUGCAGGAACAGAUGGACACACUAAAACAGCAGGUUCGGACAAACAUGCACCGAACUCUGGCAAAAGAUGAUCUGGAGAAGAGUCUCGCUGCAUCUCACCAAACGCACCUGAGCAGUCGCAGGAAACUGGAACAGGAAGUGACACGUUUGAAACAAGAAGUAUCGUCCUUAGAACUAAAACUGGCCGGCACCCAAAAGCUACAUGUGAUGCUCCUCAGAAGGGCGGAGGAGCAGCUGAAGGAGGCCAAACAGGAGUCUGCGAUGAGGAGUAAGGAGGUGGAUGUACAGAGAGGGGAGUCGCAAAGACUUGUGGGGUUGUUGCAGAAACAGGAGGAGAAGAUGAAGACAGCUGCUGGAGAGAUGAAAAGCCUGAGAACAUUUGAUUGGCAACUGAGGCAAGAGCUGGAUGAGCUACACAGCAAGCACCAAGAGGCAGUGGAGGAGUUGGCAGCUCGUGCAGAGGAGGCAAGGCGGAUGGAGGGGUGCCCGAAUGAGCGGAAGCUAGCAGAGGAGAAAAUAAGGUCGGCGGCUGUGCGGCUGGAGAAGGAGCUGAGCGAGAUCAGGGAGAACCUUCAGCAGGCCGUUGAUCAGAAACUUACGGCAGAGAGAGAUAAACAGGAUGCACAGGAGCGGGUAAAUAUUUUGAGCCAGUUUCCUUAA
This is a messenger RNA of Menidia menidia (Atlantic silverside), 1248 nucleotides long. NCBI's taxonomy places the organism in Eukaryota, Metazoa, Chordata, Actinopteri, Atheriniformes, Atherinopsidae. The record is from the annotation of a GenBank genome assembly.